Messenger RNA from Lactuca virosa, 420 nucleotides. Lineage: Eukaryota; Viridiplantae; Streptophyta; Magnoliopsida; Asterales; Asteraceae. The record is from the annotation of a GenBank genome assembly.
AUGGGACCCGCAUGGCACUUAAUCUAUCUCCCCAUCGGAACCGGCAACAACCUUCGUUCCCACCGGGAGCCAUUGCCGAGAUCUCAUUCCCCCACCUCUCCCGACUCACCACCGCUAGACGAUCACCUCUCCCGACGGUUCUACAAAGUAGCACCACAGGAAAAUCGUCGCUUCAGUCUUUCUCAUGUGACGAGCCCCGAUGAGAACCACAAGAAACAGAGGUCACCACCACAGUUAAUUACAAGAUCUCCGAUAGACCAUCUUCUCCGAUCGACAAAACCACAGCCCCGAUCUGUUGCUACAUGUGGCAAGCUCCAAUAUAUAAAAAAAAAGAGGAAGAAGGGGUUAUCUCAGCUUCUCAAACCUCCAUUUACAACCCAUUGCUGCCACCUGCAACCAAAUCAUCACCAUUGGACCUGA